AUGGGAGCUACAUAUAGAAGUGAUCACAAUGAUUUCGAUAUUGGAUGGGUUAAUAGAGUAAAAGUAGAGACUCCACCUUGGCUUGAUAGUUAUUUGCCAUCAGAUAUCUCGCCUUCUGAUUCUGGACUGAGUUUUAUAAAAACAACUGGAUUCAUGAGGUCUGGAUAUUCUGGAGGUCCAUUAGUUAAUUUAGAUGGAAAAGUUGUUGGAUUAACGACAAAAGUGUUUGUUGAGACUCAUAAGACUGGCCCUGAAGUAGAAGGAGCUUCUAUACCUAUUAAUUUUGUUAAAACAAUUAUAGACCAGCUUGAAACAAAAGGAAAAGUUGAGCGGCCAUUUAUUGGCCUUUCAUUUGUACCAACUUCAAUGGGGCUAGUUGUUACCCACGUUCAAAAUGAUACACCUGCACAAAAGGCUGGAAUAGGUUGCCUCUGAAAUACCUAGGACAGUAUUUUCUGAUACAACUCAAAAAAAGAGAAAAAAAUUGCAUAUAUUGAUUGGAGCGCUUUAUAAAGCAUGUUUUCAUUUUGUUUUAGUAAAUCGAAGAUUCAAUCUUUAACUCUAAUUUUAUUUGCUGGCCUGCCGAUUCUGUAUUACACAACUGUUGAGCUUUUGUAGUGCGGCUUUUCGUGCCGAUUUUGCGGGAAAUUUAUAAGCUAUUUUUUCUCCGCCAAAACGACUGAAAUUUUUAAAUUGGUUUUUACCCGAUAAAAAAAUAGCGUAAACAAAUGGCCAGAAAUCUAACAAAAUGUUUCCAUAUAAGUUUCAGAGCAGCCCGGCUGGAAUCCAGCCAGGAGAUAUUCUGAUUUAUGCAGAAAAUACUCCUCUUCAAAAUGCAGAAGACUUAUAUAGAGUAAUUGGAUUUCAGCUAGGAUCAACUAUUCAAGUAAAAGCGCAGAGAGGAGGAGAAGCUCAUGUAGUAGAAUUUAAAAUACAAACUUAA
This is a messenger RNA of Blepharisma stoltei, 943 nucleotides long. The record is from the annotation of a GenBank genome assembly. NCBI's taxonomy places the organism in Eukaryota, Ciliophora, Heterotrichea, Heterotrichida, Blepharismidae.